This is a messenger RNA of Candidozyma haemuli, 1704 nucleotides long. It is a transcript of the gene ARX1, whose product is annotated as putative hydrolase. Lineage: Eukaryota; Fungi; Ascomycota; Pichiomycetes; Serinales; Metschnikowiaceae. The transcript has a single exon. The coding region runs from base 1 to 1704 and encodes 567 amino acids. The record is from RefSeq and is a predicted model, not a curated record.
AUGCAGUUGGCUGUUCACCAGGACGAUGCUAAUAUCCUUCUCAGUGAGAGGAAUGUCCUUUCAGACACAAUCUUGGACAAGUACAGAACUGCUGGCCACAUUGCCCAGACUACCCUCAAGUACUUGAUCCAGCUCAUCAACGACUCUUAUCAUUUAGGUAAGACUGAGAGGCCGUACUCAUUGCAAGAGCUCUGUGUCCUUGGUGAUUCCAUGACCCAAAAGUUGCUUGCCAAAUCUUAUACCAACCUGGACAAGGUUAGAGAGAAGGGUUUGGCUCAUCCAGUGACUAUUGAUGUGAACGAAUAUGUUUCUAAUGUUUCCCCUGAGCUAGACACCAAGCAGCACUACACCUUCCUGGCUGGUGACGCUGUCACUAUCUCUACUGGUGCUCAUAUCGAUGGUUACACUGCUUUGGUAUCUCACACUGUGGUUAUCUAUCCUCCAGGAGUGAUGGUCCAGGACCAGUUGAAACCAGAGGGUCCUCUUUUGGGUCCUAAGGCCGAUGCUCUUGUUUCUACUUAUAUCGCUACCGAGGCCACAGUGGCUCUUCUUGGCCUUGCUUUGUCUCCUGAGAAACUUUCUGCUGUUCCAGGUAUGAACGGUACUUCAGUGAUCACCGGUGCUCACAUCAGAGAACUCGUCGACAGCAUAGCCGAAAGUUUUGGCUGUGUUGUUGUACCUGGUUCGAAGGUGAGAAGAGUUAGAAGAUUUUUGGCUGGUCAAGCUGAAGGUAUUGUUGCUGAAAGGGAUUUCAAGGGUGUUGUUUGGAGCGAAAGCGACCAAGAAGCUAGACUUUUGAAGAAGUCUACUAACGACUCCCUGUUGAUUGUGCACGAUAACAGCAAAGAUGCAUCUCAUACGACGCAAGUUUCGCUGGCUAUUCCAACCGACGAGUUUGUGAUUGAGGCUGGCGAAGUAUACAACAUCGAUUUGAAGUUGGUCUCUGUCAGAGAGCUUGAGAAGGGUGUGAUCACAUUGGAGGAUGCGGAUGAUCUCAAAAAUGAAUUAGCUAAACAAACAAUUUUCAUUCGUGAUUUUGCAGUUACACAUCAAUUAAAGUUGAGAUCUGCUAGAAAAUUGCUCAAUACCGUGGAUAACACCUUCUCAGUCUACCCUUUCAAGCUAACCCACACUUGUGAGUCAUUCCCUAUUGACCAUGAGUCUGGUAAUGCUGUCAAGCAAUUGGAAGAGAUCAAGAAGGAAAUGAAGACCCACAGAUUGGGUCUCAGUGAAUUGUCGAACAGAUACUUAGCAAGAGGAAAGCCUGUGCAAAGGGUGAAAAGCAUUCCUUUGCUGAAGAUCCUUUCUACUGAUAACAAGACCGGUAGACACGGUAUUGAUGCGACGAAAUUGACCUUGCCUGGUAGGGAAGUACCGUUGCCAGCUUUGGGUGUCAGUGCUAUUAAGUUGAAGUCUUUGUUGAAGUUCGGUUCUUACGCCGAUGCUGUGGCUAGAGAAUCUACUACCAUCGUCUUGAACAAUACUUCUGGCAAUAAUGUUGUGCGUUUGACCGGUGGUAACAGAGCUUUCACGCCGUCUUGGGUUCACUCCCAAUUCCAGGUUGGUGGUGCCAUUCAGCCUACGGUGGAGGCAUUGAGCCAGUUGAUGCAAGAUAGCAGAUUCGGUAUCAAGGUGAAGGAGAUCCAGCCUUACGAGUUGAACAAGGAAGUUUUGCAUUUGGAGGAGACCAUGCAGUUGGACUAG